GUGCCUCCAUCUCCCUGAUGGACAAGGAGGGCUUGACAGCCCUCAGCUGGGCGUGUCUGAAGGGCCACCUCUCCGUGGUGCGGUCCCUGGUGGAGAACGGCGCUGCCACCGACCACGCGGAUAAAAACGGACGCACUCCGCUGGACCUGGCGGCUUUUUAUGGCGACGCAGAAGUGGUGCAGUUCCUGGUGGACCACGGGGCCAUGAUCGAGCACGUUGACUACAGCGGGAUGCGGCCCCUCGACAGGGCGGUGGGCUGCCGCAACACCUCGGUGGUCGUCACUCUCCUGAAGAAAGGAGCAAAGAUAGGUUGUCAGACGUUACCGAGUCGCCCACGAGGUCCAGCAACGUGGGCGAUGGCAACCUCCAAACCAGACAUCAUGAUCAUCCUGUUGAGCAAGCUGAUGGAGGAGGGAGACAUGUUUUAUAAGAAAGGUAAAGUGAAGGAGGCUGCCCAGCGCUACCAGUACGCUCUGAAAAAGUUCCCCAGGGAAGGGUUUGGAGAAGACCUGAAAACCUUCCGCGAGCUGAAGGUGUCCCUCCUCCUCAACCUCUCCCGAUGUCGAAGGAAAAUGAACGAUUUUGGAAUGGCGGAGGAAUUUGCUACUAAAGCACUGGAGCUGAAACCGAAAUCUUACGAAGCUUACUAUGCAAGAGCGAGGGCCAAGCGCAGCAGCAGGCAGUUUUCCGCAGCCCUGGAGGACCUGAACGAGGCUAUCAAGCUGUGUCCCAACAACCGGGAGAUCCAGCCGCCGCCGCUCCCAGCGGAGCCCGAACCCGAAGCCCAGCAUGAAGAACUCUAUUCUGUGCAAGAUAUUUUUGAAGAGGAAUACCUCGAGCAGGAUGUCGAGAACGUUUCCAUUGGCUUGCAGACAGAGUCCAGGCCAAACCAAGGGCUGCCCAUCAUCCAGAGCCCACCCCCGUCCCCAGCUCACCGGGACUCAGCCUAUAUUUCUGGCUCACCUCUUGGCUCUCAUCAGGUGUUUGAUUUCAGGUCCAAUAGCUCAGUGGGUUCACCAACCAGGCAAGGGUACCAGUCCACAUCUCCUGCUCUGUCUCCGACCCACCAGAACUCACAUUAUAGACCCAGUCCUCCGCACACGUCCCCUGCUCACCAGGGCUCCUCCUACCGCUUCAGCCCACCUCCCGUCGGAAGCCAAGGGAAGGAAUAUCAAAGCCCACCACCUUCUCCUCUUCGUAGAGGUCCUCAGUAUCGAGCCAGCCCCCCAGCAGAAAGCAUGAGCGUUUAUAGGUCACAGUCGGGUUCCCCGGUGCGUUAUCAGCAAGAACCAAGCGCGGUCAGCCAGCUCCCCGGCAGACCAAAGUCUCCGUUAUCCAAGAUGACGCAGAGAUCUUUCCAGAUGCCCCAGCUCCCCGUGGCCGUGCCGCAGCCGGGGCUGAGGCUGCAGCCAGCCAAGGCGCAGAUUGUGAGGAGCAACCAGCCCAGCCCCGCCGUCCAUUCCAGUACCGUCAUCCCAACCGGCGCCUACAGCCAGGUUGCCCACUCAAUGGCCAGCAAGUACCAGUCGGCGUCGGGGGAAAUGGGGGUCAGCCAGAGCAGGUUGGUCUACCAGGGCUCCAUCGGUGGCAUCGUGGGUGACAGCAGACCUGUGCAGCACGUUCAGGCCAGCCUCAGUGCAGGAGCCAUCUGUCAGCAUGGAGGGUUGGCCAAGGAAGACCUUCCACAGAGACCGUCCUCGGCGUACCGGGGGGGUAUGAGGUACAGCCAGACCCCUCAGAUCGGGCGAAGCCAGUCCGCUUCCUACUAUCCCGUGUGUCACUCGAAGCUUGACCUGGAGCGUUCGUCCAUCCCCGCCAGCCAGCUGGGCUCUCCGGAUGUGUCCCAUCUCAUAAGAAGGCCCAUCACAGUUAAUCCCAGCGAAAUCAAGCCUCACCCGCCGACUCCGAGGCCCCUGCUCCACUCUCAGAGCGUCGGCCUGCGCUUCUCUCCUUCCAGCAAUAGCAUCUCCUCCACCUCCAACCUGACUCCCAACUUCCGCCCUUCCGCGUCGAUUCAGCAAAUGGAGAUUCCUCUGAAGCCAGCUUACGACAGAGCGUGCGAUGAACUUUCUCCGGUCUCUCCCACGCAAGGGGGUUACCCCAGCGAGCCAGCCCGUUCCCGGACCACGCCGUUCAUGGGAAUCAUCGAUAAAACCGCUCGGACUCAGCAGUACCCCCACCUCCAUCAGCAGAACCGGACCUGGGCCGUGUCGUCAGUGGACACCGUCAUUAGUCCGACGUCUCCUGGCAAUCUCCCCCAACCGGAAUCAUUUAGCCCGCCUUCGUCGAUCAGCAACAUUGCCUUUUAUAACAAAACCAACAAUGCCCAGAAUGGCCAUUUGCUAGAGGAAGACUAUUACAGCCCCCAUGGGAUGCUGGCCAAUGGGUCCCGGGGAGACCUCCUGGAGAGAGUCACCCAAGCCUCCUCCUAUCCCGACGUCAAGGUGGCAAGGACACUGCCGGUGGCGCAGGCCUACCAGGACAACCUGUACAGGCAGCUCUCCAGGGACUCCAGGCAAGGGCAGACGUCCCCAAUCAAACCAAAGAGACCGUUUGUGGAGUCUAAUGUGUAA
Pterocles gutturalis (yellow-throated sandgrouse) is the source of this 2573-nucleotide messenger RNA. Its product is annotated as protein TANC2-like. Lineage: Eukaryota; Metazoa; Chordata; Aves; Pterocliformes; Pteroclidae. The record is from RefSeq and is a predicted model, not a curated record. The transcript is spliced from 8 exons. Gene Ontology annotation, biological process: regulation of dendritic spine morphogenesis. Gene Ontology annotation, cellular component: dendritic spine. The annotation marks the transcript as partial. Gene Ontology annotation, molecular function: protein binding.